GGCUGAAACACAACCAGGAAGCGAAGUUCGAGCGAGAUGUGGCGCAUUAAAGUGGACAAGAGAAGUUAAAUCAUCGCCCUGCUCCGCGUUUAUUUCCUUCGGGAUUUAUUUUAAAGGGUGUAAUUAAAUAACAGAAUGUCCUUAUUGUUCUUUUUGCUCUUUCUGCUGCUCCCAGUCCUCAGUGUGUCAGAGUCAUGUGAAGUGAACAUGAGGAGGUUGAAGGGCUUUUUGCUUUACAUCAAGAAGCUGAGGCCGGCCUCCGACUGUGAGAUGAAGAUUAACUCUGUGACCCAGGAGAAGAUCACAGUUCCGUCAGACCGGAUUACUUGGCUUACUUUCAAGGACUGUUUUCCUGAAGAUGUUCAAGUCAUCGCCAGGAGGGUUAUAGCAUGCAGUCAUCUUGAAGACUGCCCAAAGGGUCCUUUUUCACUCGCCAUGCCAACGCUGCCUCACUGUUUUCCUGCUCCACUGAGCAGUGUGACCUGGAACCUACAGCCUCCUCUGUACGGUAGCAUGGAACUGCGCUCCACCACUGUCCCCAUCCGCCAGUCUCUGCCUGGGCAGCUGUGUAAUGACAGCAUCAUUAUCAAAGUGGCCGAGGACGACGGCUCUUCUGUUGGACACUUCUGCCCUCAGGGAGCCAUAGAGAAAUUAGAACUCCACACCAAUACUUCUGUCACCAUUUCCAGCACAGAGGGUAAAGCACUGCGGAUGUCAUCCCAGCCACUGCUAGCUGCCAGUUUUAAAGGAGAGAUAUCAGAAAGAUACAUUUUCACUGUAUCUCUGAAGAAAGACACCCCUGUUCUUUUGGGCACUCCUGGUUGGCCAGUAGGAAUGAAGUCUUAUGCCACAGUCUCCUGGAUCGUCUCUGUUCCCCCCAAAAUGGAGGCACAUUUGAUGUUUGCCAACCUGAAACAGCCCAAGUGCGGCGAUCGGCACACUUACAUCCAAGUGCAGAGAUUCGGCUCCCUAGAAGAGGACUACAGCCGCAGGGAGGACGAGGAGGCCGACAGCGAGAUCACAGUCUCCGAGAGAUUCUACCUCAACAUGUCCAACUGCAUGCCUGAAACAGGAGAGUUCAGUGUCAUUACAAAAAUCACUCUGCAGAGGAGCCAGAAAUUGCUGCUGACUGUCAUCCUGAGUGUCGUGGCUGUUAUGGUGGUCAUUUUUGCCGUGGUGCUGGCAGUGGUUUGUGUGGUGUUUAGCAGAAAAAAUAAGCAGCAGCUGAGUCACCAGGUGUCCAUCUAUAAUCCGAAUGGCACCAGCUUCCUGCCGGGGCACAGUGGCUUUCCCACACCAGAAUACGACGAGUCCCAUGUGUACGCUUCCAUUGAGGACACGCUGGUCUACACACACCUCUUGAGAAAGGGGGUAGAAAUAGGCAUCUACGGAGAUCAUGACCCAUACCCUUCUUUCACUGGACCACCGGACACGCAAAGACCUCCAAUCUCUAAGGAUGCCAAACCUGACAACCAGAAAGUCAACGUUUACCAGUCAUUUCAGAAUGGUCCGCCAGUUCCUAGCAGGCCAGCAAGUCACACUAAAUCCAUGAUAGAGAAUGAGCUGUACCAGGGUGAGAAGGAGAACACCGCAGAUCUUAGUCCAAACACCUUGCUGGGACCGAGGAAGGAGCCAGAGGGAGGGAACUGAUGAAAAGAUUGAACUUGACCUCCUUGAAUUUUGCGAUAUCAUUCCCUGGCAUCUCUGUGAUUGUUUUCUGUUCCGCUUUGCAAAAGGCAAUUUUUGUUUCACGCCGUGUUUGUACCAAAGCCAGAUACAGGAAAUAACCCUGUUCAAAAGAUGCCCAAUGUGAUUACCUCAUUUCAUCUCGGGUGAAGGCACAUUUGCGAAGAAAGCAGCACUUCAGCUUCCCUUAUAGGACUGUUUAUUUUUUUAAUACACUGUAAAUUGAUUUGAUAUUGGUUUUACAUCAUGAACAUUUUACAAUUUACUAUUAUACGCAUAAACUUUCUUUAGACAUCUGUACAGGAGGAAAAAUAUGUGCUGUUUAGAUGCUUACAGUAAUUUGAUUCUUUUUGUAGGAGACGUCUCCCUGUGCAGACUGUGAGCAUUAAUUGCUGUGCUUUUAACCUCAGGCUGUCAUUACAGCAUCAUUGCACUUGCACUCUGAUGACCUGAUGAUAAUAGCCCUGGUUUGCAACAGCAAUCUGUGCAGAGCAUUCUGCUUUCCUAUUUAUAUAAUUAAUUUUGCUCGUUAUGCAGAAAUGUUCCUCUCAAAUUAGCAUUAUAGCAACAACUAAACAUUCAUGAUGGGUCAGUACUCCCACUGAUACAGUUUAGGAUUUUAUAUUGCUGUUGUUCUGGCCUGCAGUGUAAGUUUCAUAGUUCUGAUCCUUUUUUGGAUCCCCAUGUUUGGAACCAUAAAAAACUGAUAACUCGCUUUACUAUAAAGACAUUCAUUUGCAAUCAAGUCACUACAUUAAGAGACAUGUCUACUAAAAGGAAUUUAGGUAUGUCAAUAAAUGCCUGUUGGUAAAAGGUGCGAUCAGUGAUG
This is a messenger RNA of Thalassophryne amazonica, 2515 nucleotides long. Its product is annotated as CUB domain-containing protein 1-like. The transcript has 6 exons. NCBI's taxonomy places the organism in Eukaryota, Metazoa, Chordata, Actinopteri, Batrachoidiformes, Batrachoididae. The record is from RefSeq and is a predicted model, not a curated record. The coding region runs from base 136 to 1650 and encodes 504 amino acids.